Metarhizium acridum CQMa 102 is the source of this 1011-nucleotide messenger RNA. The record is from RefSeq and is a predicted model, not a curated record. Lineage: Eukaryota; Fungi; Ascomycota; Sordariomycetes; Hypocreales; Clavicipitaceae.
AUGUCAAGCAAUAAGGUGUGCGGUGCCUCUGGUAGUUUCCUCCUCUUGGGAGGCUGGUGUGGUGUCAUGUGGGCUUUCUUACGAUCACUUUCCCUCCACCUUCAGAUUUGUUGGCAGGUUCUUGUUGGACGAAGCUUCAUGAUCUUUGCUCAGGCUGCCGGCUGGGGCAUUCCCUUACUCGGCAUCACCCUGGCGCUCGUCUUCAGCGGUGUUUCUUUUCGAUUUGGUCCAAUGUGCCACCUCAAUCACAAGAAUAGUCUCGCCGAUGUGUGGAUCCCGCUCCUCAUCUUUGCUGGCGCAACUGUGAUUAUUACGUUCGCUACAUUUGGCUACUGUGUCAAAGUGUACCUGGCCUCCUUAUACGACAACUCUGCCUCAACCGAAGGGUCAAGCCUCCCGGCAUACACUAGCAGCGUCAGAACGGUGUCCCCUCGCCAAGCUUAUCGUCGUGUGAAACGUGUCAUCGCUUUACAAUGGCGCGGUAUUGCCAUCGUCCUAAUCAUCAUUGCUGAUGUCAUCUUCUUCUCGGUCAUCUUCGUGUUCCAAGACAACGUUGUGCAAUCGGUAACAAACGACCCCAGCGUGGCAAAAGAUUGGUUGAACGGCAUUUGGCUCAUGUUCCUAUUGGGUCGCUUUUCCAUGUUUACCGGCUGGUACGAAUUGUUCAUAUCGUUCCUACCGAGCAGCCGCAGACAGAAAGAGUUUGUAUCCGUGGACGCUCGCCAUGAUGCUAAGAAAGACCUACGCAAUUCACAUUCGUACGAAAUGCUCUCGAGGGACUCUAGCGCUGUGGUAACACCACUUUCUCUAGUAAAAUCGCCACCGCCUGGACGGCGAACCCCCGACUAUUUCGGCCAGACGGCACGGUACAACGCUCCCGUGAGAUCAUUCUCAAGUCCUCGAGCGCCGCAGACAGCCUCGUGGGAUCACCAGGAAAAGUUUGCGCGACCUGAGCGACCCGAAAGACCCGACCAUCAAGACAUGAACCCGCUCAUCAUGAACAAAAUCUAA